Messenger RNA from Culex pipiens pallens (northern house mosquito), 1498 nucleotides. RefSeq names its product mannose-1-phosphate guanyltransferase alpha (gene Gmppa). The coding region runs from base 131 to 1420 and encodes 429 amino acids. Gene Ontology annotation, biological process: biosynthetic process. Gene Ontology annotation, cellular component: cytoplasm. Lineage: Eukaryota; Metazoa; Arthropoda; Insecta; Diptera; Culicidae. The transcript is spliced from 3 exons. The record is from RefSeq and is a predicted model, not a curated record.
CAAACCGAAAACGUCAACAGCAAAGACGUGUAGUGUUUUUCUGGCUGAUGACGAGUUUUUGACCAAGUUGUACCUCUGUGUUUGUUUAGUAAAAUUUUGUAAAUUGCACUGUUUGUUCGGUAGUUUAAAAAUGCUGAAAGCAGUAAUUCUUAUCGGCGGUCCCGAGAAGGGUACUCGUUUCCGGCCGCUGUCGCUGGACACACCGAAGCCGCUGUUUCCGGUGGCGGGGAAACCGAUCAUCCAGCACCACAUUGAGGCAUGCGUGCGCAUCAAGGAGCUGAAGGAGAUCCUGAUCCUGGGCUUUUAUCCGCCCUCGCAGAUGCAGCAGUUCGUGAGCAACAUGCAGAACCUGUACGACGUGAACAUCCGGUACCUGCUGGAGUUUACCUCGCUGGGGACGGCCGGUGGCAUGUACCACUUCCGGGACCAGAUCCGAUCGGGGAACCCAAGUGCGUUCUUCGUGUUGAAUGGGGACGUUUGUGCGGACUUUCCGCUGCAGCAGCUGUACGAUUUCCACGCUGGGAAGGGAGAUCGCGCGCUGGUUACGAUCAUGGGUACGGAGGCGACUCGACAGCAGGCGGUCCACUACGGGUGUCUCGUGCUGGGGAAGAACGAGGAAGUCACGCAUUAUGUGGAGAAGCCGCGGUCGUACGUAUCGACGUUGAUCAACUGUGGCGUUUACUGCUGCUCGAUGGAGAUCUUCUCGCGGAUGGGCGCGGUUUUCCACUCGAAACAGCUGGAUUACAACAGCUUGAACAAUGGAAAUGGGAAGGACUCCGGGCACAUCCAGUUCGAGCAGGAGAUUCUGACUCCACUGGCUGGGACGGGGAAGAUGUUUGCCCUGCAGGUGAAUAAUUGGUGGUCCCAGGUGAAGACUGCGGGCUCGGCGAUCUACGCCAAUCGACACUACCUGGCACUGUACAAAAACACCCAUCCGGAGCGGUUGGCCAACGCCGGUCAAAAGACGUCCGAGCAUAGCCAGGGUAGUUUGAUCUGUAACAUCGUUCCGGAUGUGCACAUCCAUCCAACGGCAUCGGUGCACCCAACUGCAACACUCGGUCCAAACGUCUCCAUCGGUCCCGGGGUGGUGAUUGGGCCUGGAGUUCGCAUCCGUGAGUCGAUCAUCCUGGAGAACGCCGUCAUCAAGGAUCACACGCUGGUUCUGCACAGCAUCGUGGGUCGCGGUUCCCAGAUUGGAAUGUGGGCUCGCGUCGAGGGCACCCCCAGCGAUCCGGACCCGAACAAGCCGUUCGCAAAGAUGGAGAAUCCGCCGCUGUUCAACAACGACGGCCGGUUGAACCCGUCCAUCACGAUCCUGGGCUAUGCGGUGAGCGUCCCGUCCGAGAUGAUCCUGCUGAACUCGAUCGUGCUGCCGCACAAGGAGUUGAGUCGGAGUUUCAAGAACGAGAUCAUCUUGUAGGAGGGAGGGGAGGCUCCCUGCGUGUGCCGGUGCCAGAAAUGAUGUGUUACGAGAAGUGGACCUUUUUUGAUUUCAAUA